Molecule: messenger RNA, 432 nt
Organism: Caenorhabditis angaria
Lineage: Eukaryota; Metazoa; Nematoda; Chromadorea; Rhabditida; Rhabditidae
Source: the annotation of a GenBank genome assembly
AUGAAAUUUCUCCAUUUCUUAUCCCUAAUUCUUUUGGCUAUUUUUAUCACCAUCUCUCAGAAUUGCGCUCCUACAGUAUCUACAGUAACCACCGCUCCAAAUUGUUGUGCUUGGCCUUUUACAACAAAUUUCAUCAAUACAGCAAAUGCUACAGUACAAUCCUGUUUAACAUCAUCAAUCAAUUUUUUCUGUGUGAAUACAGCUGGCAACGGGUUAGCUACAAUCUUGGGAAAUGUUUCUUCGGUUUCUGCAGUUGCCACGUCAUCACAAUUAAUUGGAGGUUUAUCCACAAAUGCUACUGUGACUUUGGUUUGUAAUACAACAACUGGAUAUUAUAAUUUUAUUUUGCCUGGGAGUACUGUAAUCAAUUCGACGAGUUAUACUACUUAUGGGUGUGGAUAUCAAGCUAAUAGUACUGUAAUUCAAUCUUGA